This is a messenger RNA of Laccaria bicolor S238N-H82, 687 nucleotides long. RefSeq lists its product as uncharacterized. The record is from RefSeq and is a predicted model, not a curated record. The transcript is spliced from 4 exons. Lineage: Eukaryota; Fungi; Basidiomycota; Agaricomycetes; Agaricales; Hydnangiaceae. Bases 1 to 687 code for a protein of 228 amino acids.
AUGCCAGAAAAGAAGACCACUUCAAAGAAGAAGCCUGUCAGUCAGGCACUGCCCACGGUAUCACUGCCAGCGCCAGCUAGUGAUGUGGAAGGGUUUGUCAACCCUCCAAGGGUCAGGGGUAGGGGUCAGAAGGGUAAGGGUAGAGGUCAGGAUUUUCUGACCCUCACACCAACCCCAACCCUUGUGAAGGGUUGGGGUUUUUGUGAGGCCCUCACUUUUCGAGCACAGAUGGAGGCUUCGGAGUGGAGAUGUGAGGAUUUGAGGAGGUCUGCGGCUGCAGCCAAAGUUAAAUCUCUGCUCCAGGACGAGGCAACCGAAAUGGAGAAACAGGAACAACAAACUCCUACAGGCAAAAAUGGCAAGCCUCUUGGUCUUCGUACAAUUUGCGACCGAAUCAGUGCCGUGCAUCUGCAAAAGACUGGGCAACAUGUUACCUUAUCACACAGUACUCUCUGGAAGCAUACUCAUGGGGGAACAAAGUUGUCUGACUUCAAUGCCGAGAAGAGCUGGCUUACAGAAACUGAAGCAACUGUUCUCAUCGACUACGCUCUCGAGAUGGCUGCAUGGAACUUUCCCUUCAGCAAUAGGUGCCUCAAGGAAGAUGCAGAUGAGAUCAUUCGAGCAGGACAGGGCAAAAGAAGUGCGCGAGAGACCCAGGUGGAAGAAACCGAGCAAGCCGAAAGCUGA